This is a messenger RNA of Ceratina calcarata, 1962 nucleotides long. It is a transcript of the gene Oscillin, whose product is annotated as glucosamine-6-phosphate isomerase Oscillin. The coding region runs from base 759 to 1604 and encodes 281 amino acids. Gene Ontology annotation, biological process: carbohydrate metabolic process; N-acetylneuraminate catabolic process; N-acetylglucosamine catabolic process. Gene Ontology annotation, molecular function: identical protein binding; glucosamine-6-phosphate deaminase activity. The record is from RefSeq and is a predicted model, not a curated record. NCBI's taxonomy places the organism in Eukaryota, Metazoa, Arthropoda, Insecta, Hymenoptera, Apidae. Gene Ontology annotation, cellular component: cytoplasm. The transcript has 6 exons.
UAUAAUAAGAUAUUAUAUAAUAGGAUAAGAAAUAAAACUACAAUUUAGGGCAAUUUUCUCCUCUUCCACAUGACACGUACAAUAGGAACUAGAGGACGGAAUGGAAAAUAAAUUGUUUAACAUUUGUCAUUUGAAUAUAAUGUAUUUAAAAUAAUCAUAAAUAGAUCCAUUGUAUACUUUGAAUAUAGCUUUUUUAAGUAUAGGCUGUGGGACUUUUGGCAAUAAUCGCGUAUUUAAAAAUUUCAAGUACUUAUAUUAAAACAGAUAAUCGAGCAUAAACGCACUGUACAAAAUUAACCAAUAUAUCUCAGUUAUAUAUUGGUCAAUUAACCUACAUACCCCGUGUAUUAAUAUCAUGAUCAAUAUAAUAUAUGAAUACGAAAUUUUUUAAUAUGAAAGUAAUAAAAACGUAGAAAUCCUAUUUCGGGAAAUAAACGGAAUCAUUUAUCUGUUAAAAUUGCCUAGUAUAAUACUGAGUUUUUAUUUUUAGCAGUAUCAUUUUACGGAUUUUAACCUGAAUGUGAGUGGAUCAAUUUCUUGUAUAAGAAAUGUAUUUUCAAGUAUUGUAUACAUAUAAGCAUAUCUAUAAGUGGUAUGUUAAAUAAUCUGUUAUAAAGGUAACAAAGGCUCGAGGUUGGGGCUGGGUUAGUCACGAGUCAGCUGAUCCAGUAACAGUCACUGGUUGACCACUGUAAAAGCGGUACAGAAUUCUUCUUCAGCGUUUUGCAGUGUUUUUAAAUUUAAAACGCGAAUUAAAAAUGCGGUUAGUGAUCUGUGAUACAGUGGACUACGUGGCAGAAUGGUCUGCGAAAUAUGUUUUAAAAAGAAUCACUGAUUUUCAACCGAAUGAAAAUAAGUACUUUGUCCUUGGACUUCCAACAGGUGGUACACCGUUGGGAAUGUACAGAAAGCUUAUAGAAUAUUAUAAAGCUGGAAAAGUUUCCUUCAAGUAUGUAAAAACUUUCAAUAUGGAUGAGUAUGUUGACUUACCCAGGGAUCAUCCAGAAUCUUACCAUUAUUAUAUGUAUAAUAAUUUCUUUAAACAUAUAGAUAUAGAUCCUCAAAAUGUACAUAUUCUUGAUGGUAAUGCACCAGACCUAGUAAAGGAAUGUGAUAAUUUUGAAAAAAAGAUUAAAGAAGCUGGUGGCAUUGAAUUGUUUAUUGGUGGUAUCGGACCGGAUGGUCACAUAGCUUUCAAUGAACCAGGCUCGUCUUUAGCUUCACGUACAAGAGUCAAAACAUUGGCUCAGGAUACGUUAGAAGCUAAUGCAAGAUUUUUUGGAAAUGACAUUUCCAAAGUACCAAAGCAAGCACUUACCGUUGGUGUUGGUACAGUAAUGGAUGCUAAGGAGGUAAUGAUCCUUAUUACAGGAUCCCAUAAAGCAUUUGCCCUUUACAAGGCAAUAGAGGAAGGGAUUAAUCAUAUGUGGACGGUGUCAGCUUUCCAACAACAUCCUCACACGAUAAUUAUCUGUGAUGAAGACGCGACGCUAGAACUGCGCGUGAAGACAGUAAAGUAUUUUAAGGCCCUCAGUGCUGUACAUCAUAAGUUAAUUGAGGAGGAUGGAGAUGCAAUCCCCCGUCGUUCAAUGCAAAACAGUUAAAAUGAAUUUAUGUGAUUGCCAUAGCAAACUCGGACAGAUGUCGAUUGCAUAAAGGAUGAAAAAUAUUAUUGUUAUGCGUAUAUGAAGAAAUAUAUAUAUAUAUAUAAAAACUUGAAUUAAAAAUCUUAAAAGUAUGGAUCUGAAGGUUUGAUGUUGAUGUUGGAUGCUGAAGAGUGUAUAUUACUUAAAAAAGUACUCGAUAUGCGAGCCUCAUGAGAUAUACAUACAUACUUGUUUUUAAUAAAAUGUAUUAAUGUAAUGUUAUUUACUACUUCUAUUUUCAGCUUAAAAAUGAAUAAACGACGUAUUUUUGUACCAUUAUACUUUUUAUAAAUAAACUUGAUAAAAUAUUUUCCUA